AUCUCGCCUCCUCGCCUUUUCUAUUUCGCCCCUCCUCUGUUCCAAUAAUAAUAAAAAGAAAAAUCCUCGAUUCGUUUCCUCGCGAACUUUUUUUUCUCAGGGCACCGGCGGCGAUCAGCCUCGAUUCGCGGCGGAGGCGGAGAUGGUUGCCGUGGCGGCGGAGGGCCCGAUCCGCGCGGACGCCGUGCUGGCGACGGCGGAGGGCGGGGAGAGGGAGGCGGGGAAGGAGGAGACGAGGGAGUACGAGAGCGACAUGAGGAAGCUGGAGGAGCUGCUCUCCAAGUUGAACCCUUCGGCGGAGGAGUUCGUGCCGCUGUCGCGCCGCCAGGGGGACGGCGUCCGCCGGCUGUCGGCUGACGCGCCCGUGUUCGUGUCGCCGGCGAUCGAUUACUACGGGCGCCACCACCAGCUGCCGCCGCAGCUGCAGCUCAUGGGCGGCGGCGGCGGCGGUGGCAUGGGCGGUGGCGGGGGGAGGGACUCCAGCAGCGACGGAUCCGCCAACGGCCAGCCGAAUCGACGGAAAAGGAAUGGCUUCAACCAGGGGAGGAGAAGGAUGGGAGGCCGGCCACGUCGAGCUGAUAGGGAGGACAGUGUGCGGCGAACUGUCUAUGUCUCUGACAUUGAUCAGCAUGUUACUGAACAGAAACUUGCUGAAGUUUUUUCAACCUGUGGACAGGUAGUAGAUUGCCGUAUCUGUGGUGAUCCUAACUCGGUGCUGCGUUUUGCUUUUAUCGAGUUUGCUGAUGAUGUUGGUGCAAGAGCAGCACUAACGCUUGGUGGAACCAUUCUUGGUUUUUAUCCUGUCAGAGUUUUGCCAUCCAAGACAGCGAUUUUACCAGUGAACCCUAAAUUUCUUCCUCGAACAGAGGAUGAGAAAGAAAUGGUAUCCCGUACUGUAUAUUGUACUAACAUUGAUAAGAAGAUUACAGAAGAUGAAGUGAAGCAAUUCUUUGAGGGAUCAUGUGGUGAAGUUUGUCGCCUGAGGCUACUUGGUGAUUAUGUGCACUCCACAUGCAUCGCCUUUGUUGAGUUUGUCCAAGCAGAUAGUGCUAUUCUAGCUCUGAACUGCAGUGGCAUGGUUCUUGGCUCGCUUCCCGUCAGGGUGAGCCCGUCAAAGACACCAGUCCGCCCUCGUUCGCCCCGUGUGACGUCAUACUGAAUCCGACUCAUCUGAAGCCUGUUGUCCAGGGCAGCAAUUUCCGGGCAACAAAGCCUCUAGUCGUGUGGCCUUAGAGACUGUCACGCCGCGGAUCAGCAAUUGUCGUUGAAGAGAGUUCUCGUUGCUUAAAUCUAGUCGUCUAGUAGAAGGCCCCUCGCUGAUGUUUCUCGGAUCAGAGACCCAUCUGUCUGUAUGGUCGCUGGGAGCUUUAUUUUGACCUUUUUUCUUUCUCACCCUUGUUUAAUUAUGGAUGGAUGCUAUAGCAGCCUUGACAGGCAUUGGAACAAUAAUGCCAAUGGAUUCUCUUAUUCA
Phragmites australis (common reed) is the source of this 1471-nucleotide messenger RNA. RefSeq names its product polyadenylate-binding protein-interacting protein 8-like. The record is from RefSeq and is a predicted model, not a curated record. NCBI's taxonomy places the organism in Eukaryota, Viridiplantae, Streptophyta, Magnoliopsida, Poales, Poaceae. The transcript has 10 exons. Gene Ontology annotation, molecular function: RNA binding. The coding region runs from base 143 to 1159 and encodes 338 amino acids.